Messenger RNA from Saitoella complicata NRRL Y-17804, 1497 nucleotides. RefSeq names its product SHQ1-domain-containing protein. The transcript has 4 exons. Bases 1 to 1335 code for a protein of 444 amino acids. Gene Ontology annotation, cellular component: nucleoplasm; cytoplasm. Gene Ontology annotation, biological process: box H/ACA snoRNP assembly. Lineage: Eukaryota; Fungi; Ascomycota; Saitoellomycetes; Saitoellales; Saitoellaceae. The record is from RefSeq and is a predicted model, not a curated record.
AUGAUCACGCCGUCGUUUUCCGUCACUCAAGAUGAAGAGUUUGUUUUCAUCGAGAUCAACGCGCCUUACAUCAAGGCUCAAAACAUUGAAAUGCACGUUGCAGACGAGACAUUUAUCUUCAGUCUAAAGCCAUACUACCUGCGACUACGCUUCCCUGCGCCCUUAGUCGAGGAUGACCGCGCUCAUGCCUCCUACGACGUCGGCGCCGGCGUUAUCUCCGUCAAAUUGCCCAAGGAGAACAAGGGUGAACAUUUCCCAGACUUGGACCUGAUCUCAAAGCUAUUGGCGAGGUCUGGGGAAGCUGCUUCUGCGACUGCACCAGAAGCGCGGGUUCAGCUUCCGUUGAUUCAAGUUAUGGAUGAUGGAUCGGGCGAGAAUGCUGGUGAUGCGAUGGUGGAUGCGCAGAAUGAUCUUGCUCAAGCGAGUGAGUUUGAUUGGGAACUUCCGCAGGAGGUAGCGCCUGAUGUUUCGGAACUGUUACAUGCCAAAUAUGGGUUCAAUCUCAUGUAUCAGGGACACUUCACAUAUGCGCAAGAAACGGCAAAUGAUAUCAAUGAGAUUAUGGAGCCGGAAAAGUCAACGGCUGAGUCGAGAAAGAAUGAGAGGUUGAUGAAGGAGGAGGUGAAAUUUGAUGAGGCAUAUUACCAGACGGACUUUGUUCACACGGAGGAGAUUGACGAGUGUAUCAAGUGGAAGUCACCGGCGUGGACUGCUCUGAGAGAGCUCCAGAAGGCCGAGAAAACCCAGUCAGAAGACCCAACCACCUCAUCCCCCGAAAUCACCUUCGACGACAAGGAAACAGAAGCCCUCCUUCGUCUCCCCCGCCGCGAAUACAUCAUCUCAGACCCCCGCUCCCUCUACCUCUGCCUCAUUCCCCUCCUCUUCGCCCACGCCUACGACACGCGCACAACCCUCAACGACCCAACCCCCGAAUCCGCCUGGACAAUCGGUAAGCUCUCACCCACAAUCGCCUGUCUCGACUCCUCUUUCCAAUCGAUUCGCGAAGUGAUGGUAGCGUGUACGAGGCGAGCUUUAAGUUAUCCCCUGUAUAGGAACUGGAAACUGGUGGAGAAGUGUUGGGAAGAUGUGUAUUGUGCACUGAGGCUUGGGAAGAGGUGGGUGUUGAAGUGUUUGUUGGGGGUUCGGGAGAGGUUUGAGUGGCAUGACGUUUAUUACAUCUAUAACAAGAUUAUUGUGGAGGAUUUUUGUGUGUGGAUUCAGAGUGCGAAUGAUAAUGUGAUUAGGACGUUGGCGCAUGAGGUGCGGCAUUGCACGCUGGCUAAGAGUGAGACGGGGUGGGAUUUGGAGGAGUUAGAGAGCAAAACUUCGCAAUAGAUUACUUCACAGGAAUCAUAACUCUCACGUUGAGCAGGGUCGAGAGGGCUGUGCUAGGUUGAUAUCAGAGCGGUGGUCGGAAUAUGGGAAUGAUACCCGGACCUUUUGGGUAGGCAAUCGCUAGAAUACGAUUCGGUUAGAAACCACGCAUUUGUACGCAUG